AUGGUGAUUUUAUUUACAUCUCCUCUCAUUUAUUUUACCAUCCUCUGUUACUCUAUCUCUGUAGUUCGCUUGUUAGCAUCACCAAACCUUGUUCUCAAUCUCGUUCACUCCAACCAAAUACAUUCCCACAAACCACCACAUGUCUCCCAUAUCGAAGAAGCGUCCGUAUCCAAAGCCAAGGGAACUGGAGAUAUCAUCGCACACCUUUCCCCUCACGUCCCUUUCAUCCCGCAAGCUUUCUUGGUGAACAUAUCAAUAGGUAGCCCACCAAUCACGCAACUUCUCCACAUGGAUACAGGCAGUGAUCUUACGUGGCUACAAUGUCGUCCUUGCAUCAAUUGUUAUGCUCAGAGUCUUCCUAUUUUCGAUCCCUCUAGAUCUUACACUUACCGCAAGGAAUCUUGCAGAACAUCUGAAUACUCCAUGCCUAGCUUAAGAUUCAAUUCAAAGACCAGAUCUUGCGAGUACUCGAUGAGAUAUAUGGAUGGUACAGGGAGCAAAGGCAUACUAGCUAAAGAUACGCUGGUGUUUAAUACAAUCUACGAUGAGUCUUCAUCAGCUUCUUUACCUAACGUAGUUUUUGGUUGUGGCCAUGAUAACUACGGUGAUCCACUAGUAGGAACCGGCAUUCUUGGUUUAGGAAAUGGUGAAUUCUCGUUGGUUCAUAGAUUCGGUACAAAAUUCUCAUACUGCUUUGGAAGCUUAGACGAUCCUUCUUACCUUCAUAACGUCUUAGUCCUAGGAGAUGAUGGUGCCAAAAUUUUGGGAGACACAACACCCUUAGAGAUUGACAAUGGUUUCUAUUACAUUAGGAUCGAAGCGAUCAGCAUGGGCGGAACAAUGCUCCCUAUCGAACCAGGGGCAUUCCAACGUAAUUACCGGACCGGUUUGGGCGGUACAAUAAUUGACACAGGAAAUUCAAUAACAAGCCUAGUUAAAGAAGCGUAUGAGCCAUUGAAGAACAAAAUUGAACAAGUUUUUGAUGGAAGGUUUAGGACCGCAGAUGUGCAUCAAGGAAGCAUGUUUAAAGUGGAGUGCUACAAUGGAGACUAUGAGCGAGAUCUGGUCGAGUCCGGAUUCCCGAUUGUAACGUUUCAUUUAUCAGAUGGAGCAGAGUUGUCUUUAGAUGUGAAGAGUGUGUUCAUGAAGGUUGCACCAAAUCUAUUUUGCUUAGCCGUGACGCCGAGCACUGGUAGUUUGAACAGCAUUGGUGCGACGGCUCAACAGAGUUAUAACAUAGGGUAUGAUCUCGAAGCAAAGAAGGUUUCUUUUGAGAGAAUUGAUUGUGGUGUCCUCUUUGAUUACUGA
Messenger RNA from Capsella rubella, 1308 nucleotides. Its product is annotated as aspartyl protease UND. Bases 1 to 1308 code for a protein of 435 amino acids. Gene Ontology annotation, cellular component: extracellular region. The record is from RefSeq and is a predicted model, not a curated record. The transcript has a single exon. NCBI's taxonomy places the organism in Eukaryota, Viridiplantae, Streptophyta, Magnoliopsida, Brassicales, Brassicaceae.